AUGCACGGGCGCCCGCGGCCCCCCAAGGGCGCGGUCCCAGACCCGGAGAAGGUUGCAGCAACGAAAAAGAAAGCUGCGAUGCUGCGGCGCCUGAUCGACGAGGUGCUGCGGCGGAAGAAGGAGGGCAAAGCCGACAAGGAGAGCAUGGCGCUGGCCGCGCAGCUGUGCGAGCUGUCUCCGGAGGCCUACACCGCUUGGAACUACCGCAAGGAGGUCCUCGGCCCGUCGCUGUCGGAGCCGUCCGGCUCGGACGCCUCCCGCGGCGAGGCUCUCAGCGCGGAGCUGGCACUCACCCAAAAGGCUCUAGAACGCAACCCGAAAGCCUAUUGCGCCUGGCACCACCGCCGCUGGGCGCUCGGGCUCGCCGACGCGGACGUCGCCAGCGAGGUCCCCCUCCUCGACAAGCUGCUGGCGAUGGACCCGCGCAACUUCCACGCCUGGGGCCACCGCCGGUGGGUCGCGGCGCGCCUCGGCCUGUCCCCUGCGCAGGAGCUGGCACAUACCAGCAGGCUUAUUGAACAGAACUUCAGCAAUUAUUCCGCAUGGCACUACCGCUCCAUGCUGCUCCCGCUCGUCCACCCCGCCGAGGGCCCACCGGCGGAGCGCAUGCCGGACUUGGAGGCGGCCCCGUCGGGGGGGGCCGCGCCGGCGAGGAGGGGGGUGUCCCGCGUGGCGCUGGAGGGGGAGUUGGAGAUCCUGCGUCAGGCCGUGUUCACGGAGCCCGAGGACCAGUCCGCGUGGAUGUACCACCGCUGGGCCCUCGCGUGCUGCAUGGGGCACGUCGAGGCGGCGCGGGCCCAGGGCGGGGCGGCGGAGGCGGACGCGCGAGCGUGGCUCGCCCGCGUCGUCGCCGGGGAGCAGGGCGCGAUGGAGGAGCUGCUCGCGCUGGAGCCGGACGCGAAGUGGCCGCUGCUGACGCGGGCGCGGCUGCGGGGCCUCGCGGCGGGGGCCGCGGGGGGGGGCAACAAGGGCGCCGAGCUGGACGGGGGGGGGGAGUACGAGCGUCUAGCGGGGAUCGAUCCGGACCGGCGCGGGUUCUACGCGGACGCGGCGGCGGGGCGCGCGCACGUGGUCACGCCGCCGCUGCUCUAG
Messenger RNA from Pedinophyceae sp. YPF-701, 1092 nucleotides. NCBI's taxonomy places the organism in Eukaryota, Viridiplantae, Chlorophyta, Pedinophyceae. The record is from the annotation of a GenBank genome assembly.